This is a messenger RNA of Cricetulus griseus (Chinese hamster), 1719 nucleotides long. NCBI's taxonomy places the organism in Eukaryota, Metazoa, Chordata, Mammalia, Rodentia, Cricetidae. The record is from RefSeq and is a predicted model, not a curated record.
AUGGCCAAACCUUUCUUCAGACUCCAGAAGUUUCUCCGCAGAACACAGUUCCUGCUACUUUUCCUCACAGCUGCCUACCUGAUGACUGGCAGUCUGCUGCUCCUGCAGAGAGCCAGAGUGACCCUCCCGCAGGCCUUCCGGUCUCCUGGCAGCCUACAGGCCUUGCCAGUGGCCACUGUGGCACUGGGUGUGGGCCUUCUGGAUGGCAGGAACCUUCAUGACCCCCAUAGUAGCCCUGACCUAAUACUUGAUGUGGACACACUGAGGAGUCCUCUGGCCCGACUGCCACCUGGAAUCCGCUGGCCCCGGAGGAACCGAAGCUCACUGAGGCGGCGCUGGCUCCACCACCUCACCAGUGACCCUCAGGUGCCACCCACCCUGGGCCCUGAGGCCCCUGGACCAGCGAGUCGCAGCCAAGGUACUUACCUGGGAUGCUUCAGUGAGGAGGGCCAGGAGAGAACUCUGAAGGGGGCAGUAUUUUAUGACCUGAGAAAGAUGACCGUGUCCCACUGCCAGGAUGCCUGUGCUGAGCGGUCUUAUGUCUAUGCCGGCUUGGAGGCUGGUGCAGAGUGCUACUGUGGGAACCGGCUACCAGUCACACGUGUCAGCCUGAAGGAAUGUAACCAGGAGUGCAAGGGGGAGAAGGGCACCUUUUGCGGGGCUGUUCGUCGGCUCUCUGUGUACAGUGUGGGGCUGCAGCAGCCAGGCUCCAGGAAGCGGCGGACUGCCACUUACCGAGGCUGCUUCCCACUGCCAGAGAACGUCACCCACACCUUCUCCUCCUCCCUGACACAGGCCAGUGUGACUGUGGAGACAUGCUCUGGAUUUUGUUCCCAGAAAGAGUUUCCUCUGGCCAUCCUCCGGGGCUGGGAUUGCUACUGUGCCUACCCUACCCCCCAGUUCAGCCUGCGGGAUGCUGUGGAUGGAGCAUUAUGCAACCAGGCCCCUGAGGCUCAAGAUCUACCUGGCUACUGUGAGGUCUACCAGACACCUGUACAAGACACCCGGUGCACAGACAGGAGGUUCCUGCCCGACAAGUCUAAGGUGUUUGUGGCUCUGUCGAGCUUCCCAGGAGCUGGGAACACAUGGGCAAGGCACCUGAUCGAACACGCCACUGGCUUCUACACAGGAAGCUACUACUUCGAUGGAACCCUGUACAACAAGGGGUUCAAGGGUGAGAAGGACCAUUGGCGGAGCCGGCGCACCAUCUGUGUGAAGACACAUGAGAGUGGCCGGAGGGAGAAUGAGAUUUUCCCCUCCUCCAUCCUGCUGAUCCGGAACCCAUACAGAUCUCUAGUUGCCGAAUUCAAUAGGAAAUGUGCUGGACACCUGGGCUAUGCCCCUGACCACAACUGGAAGAGCAAAGAAUGGCCGGACUUUGUGAACAGCUAUGCCUCCUGGUGGUCCUCACACGUCCUAGACUGGCUCAAGUAUGGGAAGCGGCUGCUGGUUGUGCACUAUGAGGAGCUGCGGCACAGCCUGGUGCCCACACUGCGGGAGAUGGUGGCCUUCCUCAACGUCUCUGUGAGUGAGGAACGGCUUCUCUGUGUGGAGAACAACAAAGAGGGCAGCUUCAGGCGGCGUGGCCGGCGCCCUCAUGACACAGAGCCCUUCACCCCGGAGAUGAAGGACUUGAUCAAUGGCUAUAUCCGGACAGUGGACCAGGCUUUGCGUGACCACAACUGGGCUGGGCUGCCCAGGGAGUAUGUACCCAGAUGA